GCGACCCGAUGUCAGUGAUGUCCUCCUGCUAUGUUUUGCAGUAGUAUGUUUGUGUACUUUGAAUAGUUGAACUAGCUUAGUUUAUAUUUGUUUAUUAUUUUGAGUUUUUUUACUUUUUUUGUGAACAAACCCCACUCAAUCUAAGACAUUCUUUCGACACAAAAUACUGAUGUAGGCAUACUAUGAUAUGAUUAUACGAUCGAUUAAAAUUAAGGACCUGAUAUCAAGCAUUGGCAUUAAAGAGGAUUAAUACAACUUAAAAGAAACUACAUUGAAAUUUGGAAUGAUACGCUCAAGAUCAUUUGAUUUGAACCUGGUUCAUAAUCAUAGACCAUUUUUAAAUGACUUUGAGAAUGAUGAGGUUCCUAUUUUGAAAGGUUCAUUCAGCUCUGGUCUAGAUGAAUUAGCAAGAGAUAGAGAAAUUGUUACAGAUCCAGAUGAAACUAAACGUCGCAGAACUAUAAAAUUGACUAGAAGCAAAACAAAGUCAUGGGGUUUUACAUUGCAGACCUAUGGAAUAAAAAACAAGCGAACCCAAGAGGUUGAGAUUAUGUCUUAUGUAGACUCUGUGGAGUUCAAAGGGCCUGCAUGGAUGGCUGGUAUGAGAAGAGGUGAUGUAAUUCUCUCUGUGAAUGGGGAAAGUGUUGAAGCAGCUACACAUAAUGAAUUGGUAAACAAGAUUCAAAGAAGUGGUUAUGAUUUGAGGCUGGUGGUACUGUUUGAAGAUUGUUGCACAAAAGUAGAACUUCAUGCACGAUAUCUUAGACUCAAGAAACGCUUGUCCAUUAAGUUAAAAGAACUUCAGUGUCUUGAAGAGGAAGAGAAAAAAAUUCAUCAUAACCUACAAAGUUCAAAGAAUUAUUUUUCUAAAUUCAAUACAAACGAUCAUACAGAAAAGAAACAGUUUGAACUGCACCCUUCCAACCUCACUGUCUCUAAUAAUCUGCAUCAUUAUAUUGAAAGUGCAAAUGAGCCUUUUAAUAGAAUAGGGGCAGAAAAAAGAAUAGCUGACUUAGAAGACAAUGUACCUAUUGUUUCAAAUAAUCAUUCAAACUGUGAAUAUGGAAGUCACUCUUUGCUAGACAAUACGUUUGAUAUUUCAUCUUCUAGCAAAGUUUCAAAGUACAAUUUUCCUUAUACUCUACAAGUGGUAUAUGAUGCAGCAUUAAAUGAUAGUAACUUGGGGUGUUUGUCUGAUGAGAAAUAUAACAGUCAACAAAUCUCACACACAAAGAGGGAUAAUACAGAAACUAUUAAUAAGUGUGCUGACAUUAACUGUGCUAUUAAUCAGUGUGAUAAAAUACUACAAAUAACUGAUACAAUUUACUCCCCCUGUCCUAGUAGAGAACCAUCCUAUAUUUUCCAGGCUCAGUCUUUGGAAACAGAGCAUACACUCUCUUUGGACAGUGCAGCUAAAAUUGAUUGCAAUACAAGUUACCAAUCUAGUAGUUCUAAACCUAUUAAUGAAUUGUUUACAAGUAAUGGAUCUUCUGAAAUUACUUGUAAUAUUGCUACAUUUGUGCAAGGCUUUAGUGCAAGUGAAAACAUUGAUUCUCAUACAGUAAACCACAAUAAGAAAAAAGCAUGGUCUAAAGAUAUGGCUGAUUGUGAAUCAGAAUACACUAACACACAUAAUGUUUAUACAGACCUUUUUGAUACUGCUUUACGGUCAAACAUAGCAGAACCAAAUGAUAGCUCUGUCUCAUCAUUGCAUCUUUCUAAAAAUUAUACAAAAUUCCAUGAUAGUGUAUUAGUAAAAACAAAGGUAACUGACAAUAAAGCAUGCUUUAAUCCAAAUUGUGAUCCUGUAGAAAUAAUACCAAAUACUGAAUUAGAUAGAUCAAGAAGUGCAUUUACAACUGGUGAAAAUCUAUCUUCCUCUUAUUUGAAUAAAAAAAAUGCUUGUGAUAAUUCCACAGUAUCAACAGACUCUUUAAAUGAAACAUCUCUUCUGAAAGAGAGAAAUACUGCAUCAAAUCUUUUGGAUGGAAUUCUUAUCAAUGAAACUACAAUAUCAACAAGACUGUGAUAAUAAAGAUUUGUGAUCAUUCUUUUUUUUUUAAAUAUAUUGACUACUGCAAUGUUCCUCUUUUGUACAAGUAUAAUUUAAUUUACUACAAAAAUCAUAUUUAUCACAUAUUAUGAGAUCUGAAAUUUUAAGUUUUCAUUGAGUUCCUCAUUUUCCUAAC
Physella acuta is the source of this 2189-nucleotide messenger RNA. RefSeq lists its product as uncharacterized. Gene Ontology annotation, molecular function: protein binding. NCBI's taxonomy places the organism in Eukaryota, Metazoa, Mollusca, Gastropoda, Physidae. The record is from RefSeq and is a predicted model, not a curated record.